Nymphaea colorata (pocket water lily) is the source of this 1017-nucleotide messenger RNA. RefSeq lists its product as uncharacterized. The record is from RefSeq and is a predicted model, not a curated record. The transcript is spliced from 4 exons. The coding region runs from base 201 to 629 and encodes 142 amino acids. Lineage: Eukaryota; Viridiplantae; Streptophyta; Magnoliopsida; Nymphaeales; Nymphaeaceae.
UAUCCGGAGGAGAUGUGACUAGCCACGGUUUUCUUUUUUCCAUACCAGUACGGCCCGAUCAGAAGCUGAACCAGCUAGUGUGGCACUGCAGAGAAGACGGGGGGAGGCUGACCUUGGUGGCGGUCGCGGGUAAAUCAAUCCGAGCCCGCGGAAGGCAGAGGUGAGAAGAGACAGCGAACGGGGCGCCGUUCUCUCCACAGAUGCUGCGAGCGGCUAGAUUCUCGGUCGUCGUCUAUGCGGGGAAGCCGUCUGGCGACUCCUUGCCUCACAGUCCCUUCCCUCCGCCUUCGCCUUUCCGCCUCUCCAAGCCCACUUGGGUCGUCAAGACGGAGUCGAAUGUGUGGAAAGAGAAGGUAGAGAAGCCAGAGCCGCCCUGUGUCAUCUGUCAUGGUACCGGACGGGUGCAUUGCCAACGAUGCCAGGGGAAAGGUAGGACAAAUAUGGUGCAUCUUUCCAUGCUUCCUAAAGGAGAAUGGCCCAAAUGGUGCUGUACCUGUGGAGGAAGUGGUCUGAGUUACUGUUCCCGGUGUCUUGGGACGGGUGAAUAUAGGGAGGCUAUGGGAUUUCAAUUCAUGAAAAUGCAUGGGAACUCAGCACAAGCUCAGCAUGAAAACGAUCAUCCUCAAUAGCAUGCUUUCCCUGUGAGGAGUAAGUUGCUCUUUAAUGAUCAAAGUGAACCAUGAUGUCUUUGUGGAAUCGUGACUUCUACAUUGAGGGACGCAUGGCAAACAAAAACAUGUGCUUGGUCCUAGCAUCUGCAGCUGCUUACUUGUACCUGCAAGCAGCCAUCAGUUAAUGGUUCCUUGAUGCCGUUUUUUUUUUAUCUUUGUAACUAACAUAUACACACACUCAACCUGAUAUGUCAUUUCCAGUUAUGUUCCUGCAAUGCCUGUUUUAGAAAUUUGUAUUUGGCACGGCAGGAGUCUCAAUAGAACAGACUAUAACUGUAAAGAGCGAGUCUCAUAUGGUAAACAUGGGGCAGCUUAUCGAUUGAAUUACAUUUUGCUGAAUCUUUUA